This is a messenger RNA of Phytophthora nicotianae INRA-310, 390 nucleotides long. RefSeq lists its product as hypothetical. Lineage: Eukaryota; Oomycota; Peronosporomycetes; Peronosporales; Peronosporaceae. The coding region runs from base 1 to 390 and encodes 129 amino acids. The transcript has 2 exons. The record is from RefSeq and is a predicted model, not a curated record.
AUGUCCUACGAGCACCGCAAGAAACGUGAUCCCUACAACAAAUACGAUGGUGACAAGAGUAAUCGACUUGCACUGUUCCCUGAGACGCACAGCUGUGCUGAGCUGUGCGGUUCCUGUUUUAUCAUUUGCGUUGAAUCGGUUUCACAUCAUCCCGUGAUCAACAACAGGUAUGAGGUGAAGCUGAUCGUUUGCGCUUUGGAUGCUGAAUACGAUCGUCUGAUCCUAAUGCGUUUGAUAGAAGGUGCGAUUGUUUCAACUGACCUCCUAGAAAUGAGAACAUCCGUGCAUGUGGAGAACCCGAAUGUAUUCCGCACGUGUAUGGAGUGGAAGUACAAAGAGAUCCAGAAGUCGUGGCAGGACUACUACAGCAUGACUUCUGCUGUGGAUUAG